This is a messenger RNA of Ramularia collo-cygni, 375 nucleotides long. RefSeq lists its product as uncharacterized. NCBI's taxonomy places the organism in Eukaryota, Fungi, Ascomycota, Dothideomycetes, Mycosphaerellales, Mycosphaerellaceae. Bases 1 to 375 code for a protein of 124 amino acids. The record is from RefSeq and is a predicted model, not a curated record. The transcript is spliced from 4 exons.
AUGUCCGCAACAAUUCAAACCGCCCUGCGUAACUUCGGCAAGCAAACUUCGCAGAUCACACGCCAGAACGUCCGCUCCCCAAUCGCACAAUCAAUCGCCUCGCAAAAUGCACGACGGACCUUUCAGACCAGCAGCAGAGUGAUGCAGGAUACCAUUGUCACGCCCAAGAAGCCAAUCGGCGCAUUCAGAGGAUCACUCUUUGGAUUUCUCAUGGGAACUGUGCUUGCUGGCGGUUCGCUCUACUACUACGUGGUCGACGAGUACAAGGUUUCCAACACCCUUCUCACCGAAGACAUCUACUCCCUACAAGCCGCGGUACAGAGAUUAGAGGGAUACGUCAAGAACCUCGAGCAAGAAGUGAAGAGCAAGAAAUGA